AGAUGUUAGCUCAACCAUCACCCAUGAGUGCCAUGUCAAUACCAUCCCUUAAAAUUCCUUUAUAUCAAUCACCAUCCCCUGCCCACUUAUGGCAAGGUACCAUUUGACAUUAAAUUUUAAUAUUGUCACUUGAUAAUUUUGCCAUGAUCAGAUUAAAACCUGUCAAACGUUUUUUGACAAACAUGAAAGUUUCGCAUGACAAUCUGUCAGUCAGUUCAUUCUUAGAUGAAAUUGAUGGUAGUUCUAAGCUUCUAAUGAUAUUUAACUCUUCCAGUUAAACAGACCAAGACGUCAGGAGUGAGGAGUGUACAAGUUAGUUCAAACACUGCCUAUCCAUCACCGUCACCUAUCAUCCCCUCUCCUAGUCUGGCUGUCCACUCGCCUGGCAAAACUAAUCUGGUUGAUGAGGAGGAACAACUGUAUUUCCAGAAGGUAGGUGAUUAUGGUGGUGAUUAUAGUGAUAAUUGGCUACCCCUCGCUAUUGAGCGGUUGCUAUAUUUGGAAAAUAAAUAAUAGAUGAUGAUGAUAGUAAUGAUGGUGAUGCUGAUGGUAGUAAUGAUGGUGGUGAUGGCAGGGGUGCCACUUAAUUGCCCUGUUCAUGGUGGUGGUGGUGGUGCAUGAUGAUGAUGGUGGUGCAUGAUGAUGAUGAUGAUGGUGCAUGGUGCAUGAUGAUGAUGGUGGUGCAUGAUGAUGAUGAUGAUGGUGCAUGGUGCAUGAUGAUGAUGAUGGUGCAUGAUGAUGAUGAUGAUGGUGGUGCAUGAUGAUGAUGAUGAUGAUGGUGCAUGAUGAUGAUGAUGAUGAUGGUGCAUGAUGAUGAUGAUGAUGGUGGUGCAUGAUGAUGAUGCAUGAUGAUGAUGAUGAUGGUGGUGGUGAUGGUGACAGAACAUCCUUCGUCAACACAUGCAUAAAAAAUAAUUUUGGAUUUUGACUAUUAAAUGUGGAAAUACGCUUAAACACGAAAACGAGGCUAAGGGGCCUGGCACUGCUUCUAUGACCAUAGCCUGUGAGAAAUAAACUUAAAAUCCAUUCCAUUUAAGGCGGUUCUAAGUUGAAAACAGUGUAGUCGUGACGAGAUUACUGGAAAGGUCUAUUCAACUGCGUUGCAUUUGUUACUUAAUUUGAGUAGGACAAUUUCUGUGCAGUCGCAGAACCAGUUAACUCUCCACAGACAUUCAACUUCAAUGCCAUUUUCUUUUGAAAUUUCCUGAUAUGGUAUGGUUGGAAAAAAUUAAAAAGCAGAUAGAAGUAAUAUAAGAAAAAAAAUACUCCAAAUGGUAGUGUUCGACCACGCAGCAAAAACAAUAGAAAGGGACUGGAACGUUCAACAAUUUCCACCAUCUUUGGCUUCACGUUUUGGACUCGUACGCCUAUGUGACAUAGGCUAUGUCUGUAAAGGUUAACUCGAGCGCACUCUCGUUUAGGCUCUGUGUUAGGCGACUAAAUGGAGAGAUCUGAUUGGCUUCUCAGAGAACUGCUAUUUCCCAGAAGUUGAGCAGUUUUCGCUAGGGAAAGUUUUUCUAUCAAAAUAUGUGAACAAAAAUACUUCGAGCUAUCCAGUAUAAAUAGAGCUAGUUUAGUUUAGGUUUCCUCCUGUGGUAACACUGGAUCAAUAAGAGAUUAUCCUUACUGGACCUCUAGGGAGAACAGUUUAGAACUUAUAGAACUAUCCAGUUUAAAGUAUUAACGGUCCUUGUCUUUUUUUGACAAUGCAGUCUACAAAUAAUUUUACAUUUAUUUUAAAGAAAAAACGGCUUAUUAACAGCGCACAUACGGAAACCUCAAAGAAACGCAUUAAACUCGAUGGGAAAAUAGCGACAAGAAACAAAAUGACUAAUUCCCCCCCAAAAUUGACUGGAAAUGUUGAGUUUAAGGUACGUAUGUUAGUGGAACAAUUGUACAUUUAAUGAUAAAAGUGCACAACUUGGCAUAAUGUUAGGGUAUCCUGGAUAGAACUAUCCAGUUUAAAGUAGUUCAGUAAUGGUCCUUGUCUUUUUUGACAAUACAGUCUACAAAUAAUUUUACAUUUAUUUUAAAGAAAAAACGACGUAUUAACAACGCAGGAACCUCAAAGAAACGCAUUAGAGUGGAUGGGGGAAUAGCGACAGGAAACAAACAGAUUACGGAUUUCUUCCCAAUUAAGGUACGUAUUGAUGAAAAUAUUUGCCUCACAUCGGCUAUUUCACUUUUUUAAGGAUUUUUUUAUAUUGAUAAAAAUAUAUUAAACUAACUCACGAUCCCAUGUGUUUUUUCUCUCACUGUAUAUAUCAUGUUCACUCCCCCCUGAAACUAUAGGUAGCCCUAACACUAAUUGUCUCCGACGGUAUGUUAGUUGAGAAAUUGUGCAUUUGAUGAUAACAGCACGGCAUAAUGUUAUAGGGUAUCCUAGAUAGAACUAUCCAGUUUAAAGUAGUUCAGUAAUGGUCCUAAUUGUCUUUUUUUGACAAUACAGUCUACAAAUAAUUUUACAUUUAUUUUAAAGAAAAAACGGCUUAUUAACAUCCUACCUGCGGAAACCUCAAAGAAACACAUUAGUGUCGAUGGGAGAAGAGCGACAAGAAACAGAAUUACUAUUUCCCCUCCAAAAUUGACUGGAAAUGUUGAGUUUAAGGUACGUAUGUUAGUGGAACAAUUGUACAUUUGAUGAUAACAGCGCACAACUUGGCAUAAUGUUAGGGUAUCCUGGAUAGAACUAUCCAGUUUAAAGUAGUUCAGUAAUGGUCCUUGUCUUUUUUGACAAUGCGGUCUACAAAUAAUUUUACACUUAUUUUAAAGAAAAACUGGCUUUUUGACAGCGCACAUACGGAAACCUCAAAGAAAAGCAUUAGACUCGAUGGGAGAAUAGCGACAAGAAACAAAAUGACUAAUUUCGCCCAAAUAUUGACUGGAAAUGUUGAGUUUAAGGUAUACGUAUAUGUUAGUGGAGAAAUUGUGCAUUUGAUGAUAAAAGCACACAACUUGGCAUAAUGUUAUAGGGUAUCCUGGAUAGAAUUAUCCAGUUUAAAGUAGUUCAGUAAUGGUCCUUGUCUUUUUUGACAAUACAGUCUACAAAUAAUUUUACAUUUAUUUUAAAGAAAAACUGGCUUAUUAACAACGCACAUAUGGAUACCUCAAAGAAAAGCACUAGACUCGAUGGGAGAAUAGCGACAAGAAACAAAAUUACUAAUUUACCCCCAAAAUUGACUGGAAAUGUUGAGUUUAAGGUACGUAUGUUAGUGGAGAAAUUGUGCAUUUGAUGAUAACAGCACACAACUUGGCAUAAUGUUAUAGGGUAUCCUGGAUAGACCUAUCCAGUUUAAAGUGGUUCAGUAAUGGUUCUUGUCUUUUAAGCAGGUAGCACGGUUUUCCAAGCCUAUCCCGAGUUAUUAAACGGUCAAAAAACCGCAAAAUGGUACAAAAAGGCCCCAAAAUACGUAGGCCUAUAUACUUUUUUUAGCAGGUUUGAUCUUAUGUAACUUAAAAUCGGUGUCGAAAACCGUAGUAGCCGUUUAAAUGACCUAUAUUUAGUUUUUUUCGAGCUUUUUAAUGAAAUGGGUGACAUUUGCUAAAACUGAACUUUGAAAUUACACUUUUUUAUAAGAUCGCACUUUAAUAGGUAAAUGGUAAGAAAAACAAAAUUUUGUGCCCCUAUAGCCAAAAAAUUCAAACCUGUCAGUGGUGAAAUAUAUGCAGUAAUGUUAUUCUAACGAUUUAAACUUCCUCUUUAAACUCACGAGAAGACUAAGCAUGCCACAGUUGUAGCAGAUAGAGGGAUAAUGGCCAGUGGUGCAUCAAAGAUGAACCUACCUUACAAUUCCAUGACCGUGGUAAAUGAUAAAGAAGUUAAAAUGGCGUUGGGAAAUAGAAUAAAGAUAGUUGUCGGAGAUGUGGCACAAGAAAAGGUAUAUUCGGUAGUACAGUGGUUGAGUUCAUGCUUUCGCGACUGAGGUUUGAAUACUGGAAUAUGCAGUUUUCCGAUUAUAAU
Messenger RNA from Paramuricea clavata, 3961 nucleotides. Lineage: Eukaryota; Metazoa; Cnidaria; Anthozoa; Malacalcyonacea; Plexauridae. The record is from the annotation of a GenBank genome assembly.